CUUCUUCCCAUCAAAAUCGAACAGCCCCGCCGUUGUCAUGUCUUCCAGCGACUCCGCAGCCGCCUCCCCGGCUGCGCCCAGCACCACCUACUCCGGCUCCUGCCACUGCGGCCGGUUCAAGUACAGCGUCACGCAGUCUCCUCCCCUCACGGACCCCAGCUGCGAAGUCAUCGACUGCAACUGCAGCAUCUGCUCGCGCAACGGGUACCUCUUCCUCUACGUCCCAGACAAAAACAUUACCUGGGAGAAAGGCUCGGUCGAUGAGCUCACGAAGUACACCUUCCCACCAAGACACAAGUUCGCGCAUUACUUCUGCCCUACCUGCGGGACCAGCGGCUUUUCGAAGAGCUUGGAUCCGAAUUACUACCCCGAUUAUAUGGCGGUGAACGUCAGGACUUUUGAGGGGGUGGAUUUGAAGGCGCUGACGAUUAAGCCGGUUGAUGGGAAGAGUUAUAAUGGUUGAGGUCAUGGCUCGAGAUAGUUCUUAAUCAGCGUAUCUUAUCAGUUGCCCAGCCGUGUUGAG
Molecule: messenger RNA, 523 nt
Organism: Trematosphaeria pertusa
Lineage: Eukaryota; Fungi; Ascomycota; Dothideomycetes; Pleosporales; Trematosphaeriaceae
Exons: 2
Coding region: 38-463 (141 amino acids)
Molecular function (GO): carbon-sulfur lyase activity
Source: RefSeq, a predicted model, not a curated record